Micromonas commoda is the source of this 611-nucleotide messenger RNA. RefSeq lists its product with no specific name. The transcript has a single exon. NCBI's taxonomy places the organism in Eukaryota, Viridiplantae, Chlorophyta, Mamiellophyceae, Mamiellales, Mamiellaceae. Gene Ontology annotation, biological process: rRNA processing. Gene Ontology annotation, cellular component: nucleus; preribosome, small subunit precursor; preribosome, large subunit precursor. The annotation marks the transcript as partial. The record is from RefSeq and is a predicted model, not a curated record.
AUGGCGGGCGUCGGCAAUAAGUUCGCGCCGCUCCCGCCCAUCCUCCUGAACAAGAAGAAGGGCGAGCCGUACAAGCCGAAGACGCCGGAGGAUGCGGGCGGCGGUAAAAACCCGUUCGCGCGCCAGCUCGCGCACGGCGAGAAGGACGUCCGAGACGCCACCUUCCGCGCGCUCGGCAAGUGGCUCGGCGCGCGGUCCGACGUCGACAUGCUCGACAUGAAGAAGAUCUGGAAGGGGCUCUUCUACGCCAUGUGGCACGCCGACGGGUGGGACGUCCAGGAGGAACUCGCCGAGGAGAUCGGCGGCUUGAUCCACAAGCUCAAGCACCGAGUGGCGCUGAUGUACGCCGGGGUGUUCUUCAUCACGUCGAGGCGCGAGUGGGUCGGCAUCGACCGCCACCGCAUGGACAAGUACCUCCGUCUGGUGCGCCGGUUCACAUCCCACGUGUUCCGUUACUGCGCGGACCGAGACUGGGCCGAGGGCGUCGUGGGCGACGUCGGCGAGAUGUUCGUGCGGUCAGCGCUCAUCCCUACGGGCCGAGGCGACCAGGGCGUCGUCGACGUGGGCCUGCGUCUGCAUCUCGCGGAGGUGUUCGUCACGGAGCUGCGUAA